Hypoxylon fragiforme is the source of this 1259-nucleotide messenger RNA. Its product is annotated as histidine phosphatase superfamily. The coding region runs from base 297 to 1154 and encodes 285 amino acids. The record is from RefSeq and is a predicted model, not a curated record. The transcript has a single exon. Gene Ontology annotation, molecular function: phosphatase activity. Gene Ontology annotation, cellular component: cytoplasm. NCBI's taxonomy places the organism in Eukaryota, Fungi, Ascomycota, Sordariomycetes, Xylariales, Hypoxylaceae.
UGUACCUUUCGAACCUUUCAACGAUUGAUCAUUACUCUUUGAACAAUAGUUGAUAAACACCAAGCAUUUCCUGUAACAGAAGAAGGAAUGAGAUCAAUUGUCUUUGUAGGCACCACAGCGUUAUCUCUAUAACUGGCCCUUUUAAUGGUCCGCUUCCCUGAGAAAUGCAUUUUAUGAUAGAGCGCAACAACAUUUGAGCAUCCCCAUCACUAUUCUACUUGUGUUAAUAGUCAUAUCCAUACCUAAAAAUACCUAAAAAUUCCAUUUAUUGAGAAUCUGAGGCUUACACGACAACAAUGGCAGUUUUUAUCCACGUCAUCCGUCAUGCGCAGGCCGACCACAACGUAUCUGGCUCGGGCAUUGCAGACCCUCCCCUAAACCCCGCCGGCAUGAAGGAAUGCGAAUCCCUGCGAAUAGACACUGGCGUGCUGAUAGCGGACCGGAUCGUCGCAAGUCCCAUGAACCGCACCAUCAUGACGGCGAUUCACGGAGUCACCCAAGACCCAAAUCGCAAGGUCAAGAUCGAGCUCAUGCCUGAGCUGCAGGAGAUCAGCGCCACACCGAGCUGCGUGGGCUCGCCCGCAUCAGAGCUCAAGAAGAUGUAUAAGGACGACGACGUCGAUUUCGAGGGCUUGGACGAGUACUGGUACAUCAAGGAUGACAACACCCCGUUCGCGCCGGACCCCGCCAAGGUCGAGCAGCGCGCGAAGCUGGCGCGGCAGAAGCUGCGGAAGAUCGGCCGCGAGGAGGUCGCCCGCGGCAAUGAUAAUGUGCACAUCGCGGUGGUCACGCACGGCGAGUUCGUGCACUGGCUGACGGACGACUUCAUCGGGUUUCCGGUUGCGGGGCGGAACACCGGGUGGUCCAACUGCGAGGCCCGCGUGUACGAGAUCACGAACCUGGACGCGGAAGACGACGAAGAUGUCGUGAUGGUCGAGGUCCCGCAGAGCAGGGAGAGACGCCUCGCGACGGAUGAUGGGGUCGAUACUCCGGCGAGGCGCGCGGAGCAGGCGAAGGAAAAGGAGACCGCGAAGAGCUAUGUGAUGAGGCAUGCUGACAUAGCCCUGAUGGAGCAGGCUAAGACGGCUUGGUGGAAUCAUUGGAAUCAGCCCUCUGAUGUUGAUGAUGCUGCUGAUGAUGAUGAUGACGAAUAGAGAAUAGAUGCCUUCUGUUAGGUAUGCCUGGCGUAUCCCAGCUACUAGGGAGUGGAUGUCAUACUGCAUAUAGACUUGGCAAGGAGUUGAAUUACUUUUACAAAG